CAACAAAAAAAAAAUCUGAUUCUCGAGAGUUGUAAGAAGAACCCGUGUGGCACUAAGAAAAACAAUGUCGAGACUCCCGUCGAAGAAAGUUCUUGACGAUCUUUACAGUCGAUUUGUUUUGAACGGCCCCGAGGAAGAAAAGCAGUCUUUGAAUCGACUCAUGUUUCUUGUAGAGAACGCUCACUGGUACUACGAAGAUAAUGUCGUCGAAAACGACCAAACCCUAAAGUCGCUGUCUUUGAGAGAGUUUACUUGUCUCUUAUUCAACAACUCUGAUGUGUUGAGACCUUACGCUGCAAACAUGGAUAAGAUAUUGAGCGACUUUUUCGCUUACAAGUCUCGAGUCCCGGUCGCUGGUGCGAUUAUCCUUGACGAGACAUACGAACGUUGCUUGCUGGUCAAGGGAUGGAAACGAUCAUCCAGGUGGAGCUUUCCACGAGGGAAGAAGAAUACGAACGAAGAAGAUGAUGUUUGUGCUAUACGCGAAGUCCUUGAGGAGACAGGGUUUGAUGUAUCGAAGAUGCUUAAGAAAGAAGAAUACAUCGAGUUCACAUUCGAAGGAAAGAAAAGAGUGCGGCUUUACAUUGUGGUUGGCGUGAGAGAUGACACAGCUUUUGCACCGCAAACGAAGAAGGAGAUCAGUCAGAUCGCAUGGCAUCGGCUUGAUGGGCUUGAAAGUGGAUUCGCUGGUCUCAAGUUGUUUAUGGUUGCACCUUUUCUUGCAUCCCUGAAGUCGUGGAUGUCAUCAAAGCAUCUCAUGUCUCCUCUGAGCAUUGAUAAGCCCCUUAAACCACCACUCUGCGUGUGGAGUGCAGUAACAAAAACAAGAACAACGACAAUAACAAAAACGGAAAUAAGAAGAUACAAUGUAAAACCGUGGAAACAGUCUCUAAAGGUCGACAAGUCUGCAAUUUUGCCGGCCUUGGGAAUUUGUUCUUGAGUAGAGUCAGUUAUGUAUGGUUGAUAUUGGGAGUUAUGAUUUGGUGGGUUUGUACAGAGCAAGACCGUUGGAUAUGUUGCUUCGCUUAUACUUUUCUAUUUGGUCUGCUGUACAUGAUAUUGUAUUAUCAGUAUAUCCAGUAGUGAAUGAAACCAAGCUGUAUUCUUUAUUUUAAAAGACGUUUUCCUUAUUUGUUUCAGAGCAAGUAACAUUGU
Raphanus sativus (radish) is the source of this 1155-nucleotide messenger RNA. RefSeq names its product mRNA-decapping enzyme subunit 2-like. Gene Ontology annotation, molecular function: 5'-(N(7)-methylguanosine 5'-triphospho)-[mRNA] hydrolase activity; RNA binding; manganese ion binding. The coding region runs from base 65 to 940 and encodes 291 amino acids. NCBI's taxonomy places the organism in Eukaryota, Viridiplantae, Streptophyta, Magnoliopsida, Brassicales, Brassicaceae. Gene Ontology annotation, biological process: nuclear-transcribed mRNA catabolic process, nonsense-mediated decay; deadenylation-dependent decapping of nuclear-transcribed mRNA. The record is from RefSeq and is a predicted model, not a curated record. The transcript has a single exon. Gene Ontology annotation, cellular component: cytoplasm.